CUGGUUACUGUUGCCGUGAUUCUGCGGCUGCCGCGGCUGCCAGCAACAGGACAAAGGCACGUCAACACGUGAUGGCAACUGAGCUUCAUAAAUGGGACCAGGGGGGAAAGAAGGGGAGGCAGACUGUUAAGAAGGGGAGACGUCGGGCAAACCGCAACAGCAGCAGCGAAGGAGGAGGAGGACUGGGCUUAGGGGAGGGCGGUGGACGCACCUUGCUCUCCUCCCAGACUGGCAGCCAGGAGCAGUGCCGAAAAGAAGCACAUGGUGAGGGACGCGGACGGCAGAGGCCGGCGCACGCCCUGACUGGCUGAGAGAAGAAGGGACCGACCCUCUGCUACCUCCUGCCUGCCGCCUGCCUUCUUCCUACCCCUGCUCCCCAGCUGUUGCAGCUUCGCCUUCUCUGCCUCUGCCUCUGCCUCCUCCUCUCAGUGCCUCCUGGCGGAGAAACUCGCCCGCUCCCCGCUGAGGGCAAAGCCUUGGAGUGGCGCCUCCCAAGGGUCCGGCAGGAGGACCCAUCAAAGAGAGCACGAGGCGCGCAAAGCCUGCCAAGAAGACCAGCGCUCUUCUCGGCUGAGGGGGACCCGCAGGAGACGGUGCCAUGUGAACGUGGAGAAAGGGUUUCUUCCCACACUUUCCCCCCCAGUGCGUAUAACUGAAAUCUGGGGUUAUGAAGUCAGUCCUAGAUGGCCUCGCAGAUACGACCUUCAGAACAAUUACGACAGACCUUCUUUACAUGGGUUCUAACGAUAUCCAGUACGAGGAUCUUAAAAGCGACAUGGCCUCCAAGCUAGGAUACUACCCACAAAAAUUCCCUCUUUCUUCCUUCCGAGGUGAUUUCCGAUCAAAAAUGACUGCAGGAGAAGAUGCCGCCAUCUUGGGUGUGCACUCAUCGGAUCAAAUCAAUAUUACAGAUUUUUACAACAAGACCCUGUCCACCUUCAAGGAGAAUGAGGAGAAUAUACAAUGUGGGGAAAACUUCAUGGAUAUGGAGUGCUUUAUGAUUCUGAACCCGAGCCAGCAGCUGGCCAUUGCAGUACUGUCUCUUACCCUGGGCACUUUCACAGUUCUGGAAAACCUUCUUGUCCUGGUUGUCAUCCUGCACUCCCGAAGCCUUCGCUGCAGACCUUCCUACCAUUUCAUCAGCAGCCUGGCAGUUGCUGAUCUCCUGGGCAGUGUGAUUUUUGUCUACAGUUUUGUUGACUUUCAUGUUUUUCAUCGGAAGGACAGUCCAUAUGUGUUCCUGUUCAAACUGGGUGGAGUUACAGCCUCGUUCACUGCCUCAGUUGGCAGCCUUUUUCUCACGGCAAUAGACAGAUACAUAUCUAUACACAGGCCCCUGUCUUACAAAAGGAUUGUCACCAGACCAAAGGCUGUUGUAGCAUUCUGUGUGAUGUGGACCAUAGCUAUCGUAAUAGCUGUCCUCCCUCUGCUGGGCUGGAACUGCAAAAAACUCAAUUCUGUUUGUUCAGAUAUAUUUCCACUAAUUGAUGAGAACUAUCUCUUGUUCUGGAUUGGGGUCACCACUGUACUUUUGCUUUUUAUUGUGUAUGCCUAUAUGUAUAUACUGUGGAAAGCCCAUAGCCAUGCUGUUAGAAUGCUCCAGCGUGGCACUCAAAAAAGCAUAAUAAUUCACACUUCGGGAGAUGGGAAAGUGCAGCAGAUCACUAGGCCUGAGCAAACACGUAUGGACAUAAGGUUAGCCAAAACCUUGGUCCUCAUUCUUGUGGUUUUGAUCAUCUGCUGGGGUCCUCUACUCGCAAUUAUGGUCUAUGAUGUCUUCGGGAAGAUGAACAAGCUUGUCAAGACUAUCUUUGCCUUCUGCAGCAUGCUCUGUCUGCUGAAUUCCACAGUGAAUCCCAUCAUCUAUGCUCUCAGGAGCCAGGACCUGAGACAUGCUUUCAGGAGCAUGUUUCCAAGUUGUGAAGGAACUGCACAGCCUCUUGAUAAUAGCUUGGAGUCUGACUGCCAGCAUAGACAUGCUAACAAUCCAGGUAAUGUCCACAAGGCUGCUGAAAAGUGUAUUAAAAAUACAGUUAAGAUUGCCAAAGUGACCAUGUCUGUCUCCUCAGACACAACUGCAGAGGCACUGUAAAACAAAGACCUCUCAGCAUCAUGAGAGAACAAGAGAGUAAGAGAAAUCAAGAGAAAUUCAUUACUUCAGAAGUGUGUGUUUUCUCAAAUGUAUCAUUUUAAAGUUUGUUCUCAUUCUUUUAAAAAAGUGGCUGUUUUUAUGAGUCCUGAGCAGUAGCCCCCACCUCCAAGUUCUACAAAUAAGGUUGUAAACUAUGGUCUGAAUAUGGUUUUCCUUUGGCAAAAUGCUAAUUUAAUAAUAAUAGCUACAUUCUAUUAUUAUGCACAAAACACCACAUUAAUCAGUGAGAAAAAAUGUACGCAUGGGGACCUUACUGAAAAUUGAGACAUGUACAACAGUGUAAUCAAAACAGAAAUAAAAUUUGAAAUUGUAGUUUUAUUUCCAACGUGAAAUAUGUUAAUUGUCUGUAACUAGGUUUUCAUUCCCCCUCCCCAAAAGCGGCAGUACUGGAUUGUAGAAGUUUUGUACCAUGUCUUGUGAGAUGUAUGAUGUUUCACUGUAUGUUACUGAUAUUUGUCUAACCAAAGUGAUUAGGUAGACUUGUGUGGAAGUAAAGUAAAGUAUGUGAUGAUGUAUCACCCUCCACCCCAUGAAAACUCUUCCCAUAUUUUGAAGAAUUCCUAUGAGGUAUUUUGAAAAUUUUACAUUCUUAGUGGUUUUUUAGUGAACUUAAAAGGAAAGACUUUGUAUUUCUUCUGCUCACAUUUGAAAUCCCAAUUAAGUAUAAAACUCAUGUAAAUAUGGGAAUAACAGCAACAAAGGAACAUAAUACACUGGUUCAAACACACUAAAAAAGAAAACUGUAUUUUUCAAGGGGCCAUCUGUUGUCUUGUAGAGUGUUGGCUUUUUGUGGGAAAUCGUUUGAAUACAAACAUUACCCAAAAGGAAGAUUUCAGGUAGGGGCUUCUUUAAUUGAUAACUGGGGUUUUUUUAGUCUGUUUCUGCUAGCAUUCGAUCUCAGAAGACAGCAUGUGUCCAAUUCAAAAUGUACAAAGUCAUCGCUGUGAUGUAUACUUGAAAUGUGUGGCAUUCCUAAGUCCCAGGUUUAAAUAGAUUUCAAGCCUGAGAUGCCAAACAUCAGUGUUCGGUAACAAGAGGAUAAAGUAUUAGUAUUAGACUUUUAAACAGUGUAUGUGUGUGUGUGUGUGUGUGUAUAUAUAUAUAUCUCCUUAAAUAAGAUCUAUGUACUUGUGUGUAUUGUGUACGUAUUCUAAAUAAGUGUGGGUUACAUUAAUAUUACUAAGAUAAGAAAUUGUGACCAAAUGUUUUCCUUGUAUUUCUUGUUGCACUCUUUGCACUUGAAUUCCGUUUCUAAAAGUGAGUUCUUCCAACCAAUCAGUAGUGAAAAUACAGCUUGUAAGAUUCAGAGCACAUUUGCAAAUCCAUUCUGAAAACCCAAACUGAUAACUAAAGGGGAAAAAAAUAAUAUUUCAGUAUUAGUAAAGGACAUAAACCCAUUUAUCCACAAUAACCACAAGAAUAAUCAGAAGAUGAUGAAUGGUGUUUUGGACAAACAGAGGAAAGUUAAAACAGGCAUUCAGAAUUGUCAGAAUCCGGCCCUUCUAGCCCUGAAAUGCAAAUACAGACCAUCAAAGUAGAGCAAUUUAAAGGCCCAGGGCCUAGCCUCCACCCACUCCAGUUGCAGAAGCAGGCUUCUUAGGAAAGCUCUAGUAGCAGGGUGGAGAGAAGAGCCCCUAAACCAAAGCAUCAGAGCAUAGUUGAAGCCUCUCAAGGUUAAGUGCUCCAAAUCCCCAUUCUCUGCCAGAAUUAAGGAUGCAAGAGGCAAAAAUUGACAUUCCAAACAUUUAAAAGGAAUAGUAUUUAAGCCUUACAAUCCUUAUUGCUAGAACAGGGCUGCCCUGAUUCAGCAAAAGUAAUUCACUUGUGGAAGCAAGCUUCCUUGUUAGUAAAAUGUGCCAUCGUGUCAGUGUCGACUCCUGGCUCCCACAGAGCCCUGUGGUUUUCUUUGGUAGAAUACAAGAAGGGUUUACCAUUGCCAUCUCCCGUACAGUACGAGAUGAUGCCUUUCAGCAUCUUCCUAUAUCGCUGCUGCCCGAUAUAGGUGCUGCCAUAGUCUGGGAAACAUACCAGCAGGGAUUCAAACUGGCAACCUCUGGCUUGCUAGUCAAGUCAUUUCCCCACUGAGCCAUUAGGUGGGUUCCUUGUUAGUACCCACUUCUUAAUUAGAUGCUGAUCAUGCAAAAGAGCACUCAUUUGGCCUAUAACCAUUUUUCUAUUCUGAAUCUCUGCAUCCUGCACUCAGGACAGUGUAUGGGUCCUACUCUGGGUCAGAGUCUAAGUACAGAGCCAGGUUUCUGAGGGGGCACUUUGGGAGAUGCAUCUAAUGCUGUAUUUGUGUGGGUGUGUAUAUGCAGAUCCUACUGUUGCAUGUGGAGCUGUAUGUCUGGGCCAAUAAUGGGUACAUGGAAACAGAAACCAUUACAGAUCAGGAAAAGACAAAGCUAACAUCAUUUCAUCAUCUAGUCAUCUAGUCAAAAUACUGCUGAGGGUGCAGAUAGAAUGUAGCCUGCCAAGAACUGAAGCUCCUGAUUGGGGAGACAUGGCUUGGGGUAAGAGGAUAUUGACUAAGGCAGCCUUGUGUAUUUAGAAUCCUCAGAGGUGAGUUCUGAGGCAGAAGAAAAGGAAGGCAGCCCUGUGGCUGGAAGGCAAGGCAGACUUGAAAGUGUCAGAGAGUCCACCCUGUUCAGCAGAGCAGAUCUGUUUCAAAGAGCUGUUUUCCCCACUCUGCAUUUUAAAUGGUUUGAAUUUUUAAUGUAAACCUCCCUGAACUGCUUUAGGAUGGGUGGUAUAUAAAUAAAAAUAAAGUAUUGCUUCAAAAUACACUGCCAGACGGGUAGGGAGGGGUUGAGUAAAACCCAGUCACAUAUAUGUUAGAGAUCAAUCUGACUUCUUUGUAAAGCAGGGGAGGAGAUGGAAGAACAUAUGCCACAAGCAGUUUGCAAUAUAAGCAAGAAAAUCCUUCCUCACUCACUACCUAGGAGUUUUUGCUAGCAUUAGACAGUGGAGAUUUCCUUCUUGGUCCUGGUCAGUGAUCUAGAGAAGCAUCAAGCUUGUGAAUUACCGGGCAAUGGAAGAGGCACAUCUUGUCUUUAAUGCAUGUGUUUUAGGAGCUGUCUUAUGCAAAGUUCUUUUAAUAGAGAAGAUCCAGUGAAGUAGGUGGGUCAGUCAGCUCUGGGUAAAAUAGUAGUUUAAUAACUCCUCUCUCACUACUUCUUUGUCAAGAAUAAUAGCUUCACAAAAUUUAACAUUAGAUAAGGUUCUGCAUCCUCUAUAUGAAAUCAGCAGUAGAUUCUGAGUGUAAAUAGGAGAGAGUGCAUUUUACACUCAUUGUAUAUUGGGUAACCGAAUGCAGAGGAACAGAUGUGACUUGACUUGAGACCUCAAGUCAGUUGAGGUCUCAACUUGUUGAUUAGUUCAGCCUUGCAAGUUAGGGCCAAACUUAAUUAGGUCAUUAAAUUAGGUCAUUAAUUAGAUCGUUUGGUUCCAAGGUAUCUUUUUUUUAAAAAAAUGUAAGUAGUAGCUAUGAGGACAGCAAUCCAGAUUUAGGACCAUGAUGUGGGUGAGUGAGACUUUAACCCUUUGUUCCCACCAAGAUGCUGAUCCAGAUUUGGGGGAAGGGGCAUGAGUGCUAUUUCUCCUGGAAAGUAGUCUCCCAUUCAUGCCAAAUGAGAAUUCCCUCUCAGGGCAAAGAGCAGCUGCACUCAGAUCAGAACCAUGGUGGGGACAAAGAGUUAAAACUGUAGCCCCAAUUCCAGUUCCCCCUGUGUGGGUGCAAUGACAUUUAAAAAACCAAAUGCCCAGGGCAAAACAAUAUGAUAAACAUCACAUCUAGUUUGACCCUUAGCCAGUCACUUGAGAGGUAUAACAGUUCCUUUCAGGUGAAGCUGCCCGGUCUAUUGGCAAAUACUUUCUACACCUUCUUGGUGAGGUUGGACUGGAUGUAAGAUAGAGGCAUUUAGUUGCUUGAUCCUGGAAAAUGUAGCAUGGUCCAUGAAGGGCUCAGUUAUUUCCAUUCAAGGUUUGUUUUUUAAAUCAAUCCAUAGUUCUAAUGUGUGCUCCAAUAUUCUCCAAGAAACCCUCUCACAAGGGAGUUUCCUGUGACUUCAACUGAGGGCAGUUUUGCCAUUAUUAUCCUUUUCAUGGACAGAGUUGCCCUCUCCAUUAAAAUGAAUGAGUAAGCCCUUACGGGCAGGCUUCCUCCAUAGGUACAUUGAACCUGCCAUACACACUUGAAAUGGUAUGAUUGAUCAGAUUGUGCUAAUUUCAAAAGGAGUCGGAAACUUUUAUCAUCAUGAUUUUUACAGUAAAAACCAGUAGCUAGUUAGGUAUCUUCAGAGGGAAGUUAUUGAGUGUUCUGGACUCAAUCCAGGUCACAAGGGUGCAGCUUCUGUGUGCAGAGGGAUUCUCGUAGAACAUGGCAGGAUCUUGUUUGCCUUUCUUCUGCAAUGUGCCAGACUGUUACUGGGAAUGGGAGGCUUGCAUUAGCCUCCUAUAGCCCUGUCCAGUUUUUCUCACUCUGUUUGUUUAAGGAAUGUGCAGUCCUCUGAUGCACUGAGUGGCUAUGUGGCAUGUAUGGGGAGGAGUGAGAGUGAGAAAUAGGAUGUGGAUUAUGCCCUAAGGCAGAGGUUCUCAAACAUUUUGAUACUGUUACCCUCUAAAAUAAUAUAUAAAGCUAUGUGACACACACACACACACACACACACACAAACACACACAUGUUUAAAGCUACUGGCUGACAGCCUGACUAUUGAUGUGUAGACCAGAAACAUGUUGCUGAGGAAGAAUGCCCACACUUUGAAAGCAUGCAGAUGAGUGCAGGGGCUAGUGCUUUGUUGAUGUUAGGAGUACACACAAUUUGUUAGUCAGGAUGCCAGCCACUGAUUUGAUUUGGUAGAGAUAAGUAAAGCAUGUGUGCCUUUUAAAUGAGGAUGAGCUUGCUUGCACCUACUGAUCUGUUCAAACAGUUUUAAGUUUGAGACUGCCAGUCUAAUUUCAGGCUCCAAACUAUUUUUACUAGGUAUUUGCUCAUUAUAGCAGCAACUACUGAAAAUUCUGACUCACACAAGUAGGAAUCAGCUGAAGGGAUUCAGUAUUUUCAGGGCUUUCUCACUUAAUUCUUUGUACUCAGUUUUGCACUGUGGGCCAAAAUUCAGAAAGAGAGCCAGUCGAGAACGUAAAGUGAAGAACUGCUUAGGCUUCUCCAAGGCAUGUGGGGCAGGGGAAAGAGCUCCCAGCCAGCAAUUCAACAAACCGUUGACUGGGGAAACUCUGUAGAGGCUGACUGGCCCCGUCCCCAGUGUUGGCCCCACCCCCUGCACCUGAGAUCAGAUGCAGGGGGCAUGGCUUGUGGUACACACAUGCUUUGCAUGCAUGAUUAGAAAUCAAAAGGGGUGAAGGAGCCACUGGCAGGACAUCAUCCUCAGGCUGCAGGCAUGCUCCUUACGCCCAUGGAUUUGUUCUAACAAAUGUCUCCCAAGAGGGAACUCUCCCCUGGCCCAUCAGCCAAAGAAGUGCUACUGCUGUGCUUGCCCUUGGUUUUGUGAGCAGCAGAGGAACCAGUAGUUUGGGGCUUCUGUCUCUCUCUGCUUCCCAUCAUCCCUGACUGUCUCCACACCUUGAACAUGUCAGGUAAGGCCAGGGCUGUCCUUAGAGAGCCCUGGCAGGGUAAGAGACCUGGGGCAAAUCAGCUAGUGAGGGGCCCCUUCCGUUUAAUGCUAAUGGGAGUUAAAAGAGCUGGGCCCAGGGUGGUCACCCUGCUUGCCAUGCCCUAAGGACAGCCCUGGGUAAGGCCCCUGCUCUCCUGACAGCUCCCUUCUGAGUUGUUUGGACAACUCAAAUUGGGGCCCCCGUGGGGGUCUUGAACUCCAUUUUGAGAACCCCUGCCCUAUGGGAUCCCUUCAUGUGCAGUCUCUGUGCCCGUGAUGGACUGGACUGAGCCAUCCUUAGUUUGAAACUUCUUUCUUCCUCUAACAGUAGUACAUCUUCUAUCUGAAUCAGUUCUGGAGAAAAGGAGACCCAAAGUACAAAGAAAAAAUAUUUCAAGAUCUAUUUUUGAAACCGUCUUCUUGUGAUUUUAAUGCAUACUGUAUAGGUUUUUGUUUAUGUAUCCAAGCUCUUAAAUUUAUGUGAUUUAAAAAAAAACAAACUAUGGGACAAUGGGGCUGUCUUGGCACUAAACAUGGUGCUUAUUGAUAUAAUAAGAAACAACAUCCUGUGAAAUAGUAUCAUGCAUUCAUCAAUGUAUUUCAUUUGCAUAUAUGAGUUUAAGUGUGUGUGUGGGGGGGAGCUCUCUUAAGUGUGCGUGUUGGCCAAACACCAUUUCUCAGCUGACCUGGCUAUGAAGUCCCUACAAAAUGUAUGCUAAAUAUAAUGGCUGUUAGAUACUGUACUUAAGUUAGUUGUACUUUAACCAUGCUUCAGAACUCAAGGCUAUGCAAAUGCUUAGGAAGGGGAGGCACAGCUCCUCCUAAUCCCUUUUAGCAGGUGCCAGAAAUCAGCACACUAUUCCAAUGACAUCCCUCCCAACCAAGAGGUAUUAUUAUUUAUAGUAUAGUGCCUAAAAGUAUACUUAGACACUUUCACUGUCAUUGCUGUGGAACAGUAGCACACCUCCUAAUCUGUUUAGUUAAUCUGCAAGUGUUCUUAAAAUCUAGGUUUCUGCAUCUAUCAUUUCUGGGGCCCAUAAAAUGCUGUGACCCACCUGUCACAGCAUUGGAGUCCACAAUUCUGUUUCCUGUGUCUGCUUCUUUCUGCGCCGAAGAUGACAGCAAACAUUGGAAGCUGACCUGUCUGUCCCAAACCAGAGCAUACAUGUAGCUCAAACCAGAGCAUACCUGUAGGCUGUGUUAUCCAGUGUAUUCAUGUAGCUCUACUGUAAACAGGAUUCUGUAUUCCAGUGGAGGCGACAGGGGAGUGUUCCACACAUGUAUCCCCCUGCAUAUAUGCACUGAAGCACCCAUGCCCAUAAGGACUCAUUGCACUGAGAGGCCUGGUGAGCAGGGGGUUGUCCUAAGAGGUAUGAUGCCUGUGAGCAUGAAGACUCCAUUUAGCAAUAGCCAUUCAACUAUGAUAUCUGAAUGUGAAGAUAGCCAUUGAGGUGGGGCAAGAAACAGUAGGCAGUUACCACAGCCAAGUGGCAACCCAAAAGAACGGGGUCCUGCACCAUUGCCAUGGGUGCCCAGUUGAACCUGGUGAGGCAGAGGGCAGCUUGUGGAGCAUGAUGCAAAUGCAGUGCUAGUGAAUGGCUAGCUGUGUGAUACAGACCGAUGAUGUCAUUGGCCCUCUGCAUGCAAGGCACUGCUGGCCAUUCACCACCAACUGCCCAAAUGGAUGCUGUGCAGUCUGUCUCCUGAUUCAUUUGCCUCCAUGCCUGUCCUGUGAUAAAGGCAUGGCCUACCCAUCCUUUUGGGGCACUGCCUGUUUACUGCUUUCUGCAUACCUCAUCAGCUACCACUGCCUAAAUGGAUUAUCUCUGUUUUCAGAGGCAGGAGACCUCUGAUAAACAGAUGCUGGGGACAAACAGUGGGGGGGGGGGACUACCAACUCUUUGAUGUCCGGCUUGUGAUCUCCCAGAAACAUCCAGCUGGCCAUGGCUGGAGACAGAACAUGGACUGGAUGGACCUUAGUCUGAUCCACCAAGGCAAUUCUUAUGUUUUCAUGCAUCAUGAACAAGUGGCUUUCUUCAUUUAGGGAGGUUUGCUAUGAAAAAAACCCACCUUCCUUUAGGCUAUGCUAUUUCCAAUUGUCCAUGUUCCCUUGGUAAUAGCCUAGCAGCUUAUCCACACGCUGCUUCAUAGCCAACCACCCACUCUCAUAAAAUGAGUAGCUCCGUGGUUAACAGUUCUGUGUAUUUAUUAACUUUAAAUGUUGUGUAUAUCUGUACCAGAGACCAUCUGUAUUAUGUGCAAGUUAGAUUCUCAACAGUCUUAAUGUAUAUUUGUAUAUUACCUCCUCAAUGCUGUGCAAUCACUAUGGAUUUCUUUUUCUUGCACUGAUUAAAAUGCCUCUUGUAUGAUAAACAAAACCUUUCAUGUGACGAUAUAGGGUUGAAUGUAUGUAAAUAAAAUAAACAAAACAUUUUAAAAUGUCAGCUAUACAAGCAGUGGCCUAACAAAAGUCUGUAAUUGUAGAAUAGAACAAUUAAGUUGCUGUGACAUCUGAAAAGUUUCCAGGGAUGCAAUGUCAGAGAAAGGAAAGUCUUUCCUUGUGAUAAUAUGAAAUAGCAAAAUUGGAUUUCUGUAGGUUUUUAUUUCCAUUGUUUCCAAGUGGAGAGCCUAUCUCUUUUAAUGUCUGUAAAUCUAACAUUAUUACUUUCUCCUUGAAGUAUAUUGUAUUGUUAGAUGUUUGUUUGAGCUGGUAACAUCCUUGCAACUGCUGCAAUAUGUUUCUGUUGGCAAAUUGUAUAUUACUUUGUACACAAGUUCUGGUAAGACUGUCAUUAAAAGUAGCUUCUACCAUUAAACUACCUAUAGAGAAAUAGUAGUUCUGUAAUAUUACCUAUGUAUUACUACCAUACCAUAUUUUAUUUCUCCAGUGUAAUUAAACUAUUAUUUAUUCAAA
Messenger RNA from Hemicordylus capensis (graceful crag lizard), 10672 nucleotides. RefSeq names its product cannabinoid receptor 1 (gene CNR1). The record is from RefSeq and is a predicted model, not a curated record. NCBI's taxonomy places the organism in Eukaryota, Metazoa, Chordata, Lepidosauria, Squamata, Cordylidae. Gene Ontology annotation, molecular function: cannabinoid receptor activity. The coding region runs from base 668 to 2092 and encodes 474 amino acids. The transcript is spliced from 2 exons. Gene Ontology annotation, cellular component: membrane. Gene Ontology annotation, biological process: G protein-coupled receptor signaling pathway.